Molecule: messenger RNA, 942 nt
Organism: Harmonia axyridis
Lineage: Eukaryota; Metazoa; Arthropoda; Insecta; Coleoptera; Coccinellidae
Gene: Rrp40
Product: exosome complex component RRP40
Exons: 2
Coding region: 165-857 (230 amino acids)
Biological process (GO): CUT catabolic process; U4 snRNA 3'-end processing; exonucleolytic trimming to generate mature 3'-end of 5.8S rRNA from tricistronic rRNA transcript (SSU-rRNA, 5.8S rRNA, LSU-rRNA)
Cellular component (GO): nuclear exosome (RNase complex); cytoplasmic exosome (RNase complex)
Molecular function (GO): RNA binding
Source: RefSeq, a predicted model, not a curated record
UAGACUAACUAAUCUACUAGUUUAUCUUUGGACUUAACCUUAUUGUCAUUCCGAUUCAAAAUAACUUCCUUGCUAUCAAAGCAUAUGUAGUUUAUUUCGGAGAACAUUUCGUUGCAAUUUUUGAGUGAGUGAGUUAUUGUUCACUUCGUCCAGAUAUAUUCAAAAUGGUUUGUAAGGAGGGUCAAACUGUUUAUCCCGGAGAUGUGCUUACUGGCAUGAAAUCUACUAAAAUGGUGAGUAUUAUCGGACCAGGAUUGCAACGAAAUGACGAUAUUCCAAACUCUGUCAUUGCUACAAAAGUUGGAACUAUAGGAUUCAAGUCUCCUAAUAUAUAUUGGGUUGAAAGUAACGAGAAGCGAUACUCGCCAAAAAGGGGAGAUUUUGUUGUAGGAAUCGUUAUAAAGAAAGCUGGUGAUAUGCUGAAAGUGGAUAUUGGUACAAGUGAACAUGCUUCCUUAUCGAUGAUGUCUUUCGAAGGUGCAACUAAGAAACAAAAAGUCGAUGUGAAUGUUGGUGAUGCCGUUUUUGCAAGGGUACAUAAUGCUUGUAAAGAAAUGGAACCAGAAUUAACAUGUGUUGAUGCUUUCUUCAAAGCAGGAAAAUUAGGAUUACUAUCCAAUGAAGGAUUUCUUUUCAAUACUAGUGUAAAGAUGGCCCAGAAACUGUUAAAUAUUGAAUAUCCUUUAUUGUGGACACUUGGAAAAAAAUAUCCCUUUGAAAUUGCUGUUGGACUUAAUGGAAAAAUUUGGUUGAGGUGUAACAGAACUUUAGAUACAUUCAAAAUUCAACAAGCUAUUCAAAUUGCUGAAAGACAAACAAACAAAGCAAUCCAGGAAACAUGCCGAAAGAUUAGAUGAGGAUCAUUAAAAACAUUGUAUCAGUUUUCAUAUUGCUAUCUCAUCCCACAUAUUUCAAUAAUUCAGAUUAAAAGAUUAGAAAUUC